AUGAUGUUCCCGAUCGAUCAAGAGAUCCGCUUCAACGUAAACAAAUAUGCCGCCGCCUUUCCAUUGGAUCAGGCCAACUGGCAGCUGGUACCCAAUUCGGACGGUCACCUACACUUGGUUAACAUCAACCCGUACAACCUGCCAGAAGCAGAUCCCUCCGAUCCGGAGAUUCUUUUCAACCCGGAGAGUGAUAUCGAAUUCCGUCUAUUUACUCGAAGCAAUCCAACCCAGGCUCAGAUUUUGGACAUCAAUAACCCGGCCUCGAUCACCGGUUCAAACUUCAAUCCAGCACACCCUACCCGGUUCACCAUCCACGGAUGGAACGGCAACGGAGGCGAUGGUUUGAAUACCCGCACCCGCGAUGAGAUGCUCGCCAUUGGUGAUUUCAAUAUGAUCGCCGUCGAUUGGAGUGUAGCUGCCGUAAAUCCGAACUACAUCACGUCCCGAAAUGCCGUUGGACCUGCUGGAUUCGGAGUUGGGCGGUUGAUCGAUCGACUGAUUGAACUGACGGGAGCUAAUGUGAACAAUAUUUACGUGAUUGGGUUCAGUUUGGGAGCCCACGUCGCUGGAAACGCUGGAAAGCACCAUGGAGGCCACAUUAAUUCGAUCAUUGCUCUGGAUCCGGCCGGCCCACUGUUCUCCGCUGGACAGAAUGAUGCGGUUUCCCCUCAGGAUGGUCUCUACGUGGAAACGAUAAUGACCAAUGCAGGAUUGUUGGGAAUCAAUGAGCCGUUGGGUCAGUCAAACUUCUACCCCAACGGAGGACGUACUCAACCCGGAUGUGGAACUGAUGUUGCCGGAGGUUGUGCCCACGGACGGGCACCAACAUUCUAUAUAGAAUCACUUCGGUCUUCGGUGCCGUUCCGAGCAACGCGGUGUGCCAAUCAUGACGAGGUGUUGGCAGGAGUUUGUACUCCUAGCGGUCCGGAUGCCAACAUGGGAGGUCAGCCGUCCAACUUUGGUCGUGGUGUCAACGGUAUUUACUUCCUGACGACAAAUGAUGCGUCACCAUUUGCGCUGGGAUGAAUAAAGCUUAGUUUAGAAA
Molecule: messenger RNA, 1045 nt
Organism: Ochlerotatus camptorhynchus
Lineage: Eukaryota; Metazoa; Arthropoda; Insecta; Diptera; Culicidae
Product: phospholipase A1 member A-like
Exons: 2
Coding region: 1-1026 (341 amino acids)
Biological process (GO): lipid catabolic process
Molecular function (GO): lipase activity
Source: RefSeq, a predicted model, not a curated record